Molecule: messenger RNA, 954 nt
Organism: Phoenix dactylifera (date palm)
Lineage: Eukaryota; Viridiplantae; Streptophyta; Magnoliopsida; Arecales; Arecaceae
Source: RefSeq, a predicted model, not a curated record
AAAGGGCAAAAAGAGAAAAAAAAUAUCGUAGGAACCUCCGCUGUUCUCCCUCCCUUUCCCCACACCCUCUCUCUGAGCACACUUGAAGCAAAGGAAAAAGGAGGAGAAGAAGAUGGCAUCAGAGGAGCAGGUGAGGGCGUCUCACAUCCUGAUAAAGCACGAGGGGUCGCGGCGGAAGGCCUCCUGGAAGGAUCCCGACGGCCGCAUCAUCUCCGCCACCACCAGGGACGCGGCCGUCCGCCAGCUCCACGCCCUCCGCGACGACAUCCUCGCCGGCAAGGUCCGCUUCGAGGACGUCGCUGCCCGCCACUCCGACUGCAGCUCCGCCAAGCGCGGCGGCGAUCUUGGUUGUUUUGGGAGGGGACAGAUGCAGAAACCCUUUGAAGAAGCUACCUUUGCCCUCAAAGUGGGUGAGAUGAGCGACAUUGUGGACACAGACAGUGGCAUUCAUAUCAUCCUGCGAACUGGUUGAUGACCAGGCAGCCGGCCUUAAGCUUGGGCUUGGCCUUUCCUCGCUAUUUGCAAGCUGAUGCCUUCUGAUUUCUUCUUUCAGAGUUAGGGGCUUUGAUAUCAUUUUAGCGCUGCAAAAUCCUUGAAACUUUUUUCAUAUAAACGUGGUCGAUGCAGACUUUGUGUGCUGAGCGGUCAAUAACAAGAUUUGACACUGAAUUGCUUCCUCUGUAAGCCAUCAACUGUAAACCUUUGUAGAGUAUCUGGAAAUUGUCAAUUUCUUGAUGUUGUUAUUAUAUCCUCCCAUAGCAUCUCCUCCUGUAGGAUCGUGGCACAUGUGAUGCUUGAUAGAGGUGAUAUGGACUUGGGGAGAGGUUGGCGCCUAUUAUAGACUUGGGCAGAUUACAGAUGCAUACAUGGACUUAGCUUGAUUAUAUAGAACAUAUGGACUUCUGAAUGGGAUGGACGGCAUCGGAUCGGUUGAUCUCAUGCCUUCUCCUUUAA